AUGACCCCACCAUCGAAGGAGAGAGAUGAUGGAACUGGAGACACAAUGGCAGAUCAAGACGACCGGUCCUCCGAGGACUUACAAGCUUCCAGUGAUGAAGAGACUGUGAAGGCCGAGAGGGAGGAGGAUAGCAUCGUCGGCCUCUUGGACGAUGAAACCCAGACUUCCAGUAGCACACCACCAGCAACUGAGAGCGGCGCGCUUCCGAACCGAUACAGGGAGAUUCUGCGCGAGCAAGCCGACAACACCUCCGACGAAGGCUCCGUGGAUGCCGUCCCCAAGAGGGCUGGGAGUCCGAUUGAUUCCCUGAUGUCGGGCUCCGUGAUCUCCUCCCCGAGCAGUAGUGUUCUCCCCUCUGUGGCCUCCCGACCCGGCCUCAGCAGUCCCACCCCCUCAUUUCGACCCUUCGACCGCCGUUUCCAGUCCCGCAUCUCCUCCGCAAGCUUCAUUCAUAGCCCGCGAUCCUCCUCUCCUGGCUUUCUCACCAGCCACAGCCGCUCCGCAUCCCUCAGUUCAAAUCUAUUGGACCGCGACGACACCGACACCCCUUCUCCGCCAUGGGAAGUUGUACGGUGGACGAGAUUGAGGAAGCUCAAUGGCCAGGCCUUCUCCGAGGCUGGCAAGCGCAAUUUUGGCGCUCCUACAUGCAUUGCUGUCUCCGCCUCGAUUGUACUGGGGACUACCAAGGGUAUAAUAUUAAUAUUUGAUUACAACCAGAUCUUGAAGACCAUCAUCGGCCCCGGGACCAAGGCGGUCGAGUCUGGUGCCAUCACAGCCAUCGCAGUAUCGGCGGAUCACACCACGAUUGCCGGAGGCCAUGCCAACGGAGACGUAUUCACCUGGGAGGCGAAUCGGGCAUCUAGGCCGUUUCUUUAUAUACCGCAUCUCGAACAGACGCAACUCCAGAACCGGACUGUGGAUGGACACCUGUCAGGAGUAGCCGUGGCCCAUCUCGGCUUCCUCGGAACAAGGCAUACUGCGCUCGUGUCGGCGGACGACCGCGGCAUGGCGUUCUCGCACUUGGCAACGAGAGGUACGGGAUCUCUCGGCCGAACCGUGAAGACGACGAGGAUACUCGGAAGGUAUCCGAAUGCUGCCCCUCCAACCGGCAAGCCUCUCAAGCCCAGCACAGUCCUAUCAUUCAGUCCCUUGCCCCUUGGCAACACAGAGCGUGCAACAGACACUAUGGGCCUCACGGCAAUGCUUACGCCUUAUCUACUGGUCAUUGUGUCCACGACACCGGUUGCGCAAACCCAACACAAGUCGGCGAGGCCGAAGGACGUGGCUCACCAUAGCGCCAUGACUGGCUGCCUGGCAUGGUUCCCCGCUGUGAGACUUAAGGUUCCGGACCCCAUCACAGGAAGCGAUAUUUCCAAAGUCAAACUAGUAUACUGUUGGUCCAACGUCUUGACUGUUCUUGAUGUUGACGAAAUACCGGCCGAGAACAAGGACAAACCUCCAACGCUGAAGUUUAAGGCACGGAGCAGGUGGAAGUGUGAAGAGGCCAUCGUUGCAGUGCAAUGGCUUAGUCGCUCGGUAUUGACCGUUCUGACAAUCUCCCAGCGCUUGAUUAUUCUCGAAGAUCGAACUAUGCGUCAAACGGAGGGUUUCGAUCUGAUCAACAAGUUCAUAUACCAUGCCGACCUCUUCUCAAAACAGCUACACACCCUAGUGGAACAGUUGGACGAGGACGAUACAUCUAUGCAUGGUGUUGUAGCUGACGCAUUCUACAUGAGCUUGAAGACGUACAAGGGCAAGAUUUUCUUGCUUGGAUUCAACGAUGUUUCCAUUGGGUCGCUGUCGAACUGGGCUGAUCGGAUCAUUGCUCUUAUGGAGAACGGUGACUACGUCGGCGCAAUACAGCUUGGUACAUCGUACUACACUGGUGAUGCAGACAAGCUUACAAUCGGGUUGCCCGAAGACACCUCGCUGCGCCACUCGAUGGUGCGCGACAAGCUUAUGGAGAUCAUGAAAGCGUCACUCAAAUACGCCUUCACACAGCGGCAGAAAGACAAAUCAGCAGCCGACGACAGCCAUGUGCGGGAACUUUGCGAGACGUGUUUCACUGCCUGCCACAAUGUGGGCGACAUUGAUUUCCUCUUCGAAGAGAUGUACGAGUGGUACGAGGAUGCCGGCGUGGAGGGCAUCUUCUUUGAAACCAUGGAACCUUACAUCCUCGAGAAGAACAUCACUAUCGUACCACCUGCUGUCGUGAAGGCCGUAGUGACCUCCUACGUCACCAAAGGAUGGGAGAGUCGACUCGAGGAGAUGAUUGUUCAUAUGGACACCAUGACGCUGGACCUGGACCAGAUCACGCUCCUCUGCAAGCAGCACAGCCUCUACGAUGCGCUGAUAUAUGUCUGGAACCAGGCAUUGAACGAUUAUAUCACACCAUUGAUCGAUCUACUAACGUUGCUGGUGCCUCUCAUGAGCAAUGGCGACUACAUGUCUUCCGGAAACAUGGAAGACGAAAUAUAUGGCGUGAACGCGUUGAAAAUGUUCCCCUACCUCUCCUACACUUUGACAGGCAGAGUAUAUCCCACGGGCGAGAUGAUGGAUGACGCAACUGCCUCGAAAGCUAAAGCUGAGAUUUACUGGUUCCUGUUUUCGGGAAACAGUGUCACAUGGCCCAAGGGCAGCGAUCGGCGAUUUCUCACCCGACCGGAUCAACAUACAGAGCCAUCCUUCCCGUAUCUGAGACUGAUACUGAAGUUUGAUGCCCCGAGUUUUUUGAGCGCUGUAAACGAAGCCUUUGAAGAUUCAUUUUUGAAUGAUUCGCCGGACAAGCAAGUUAACGGUGGCAUCAGGGGCGACGUGCCUGAAGAGCAAAUCUUCGGCCGUACAGUCGAUCGUCAGUACAUCGUAUCCAUACUUCUGGAGAUCAUGAACGCGGCGGAUUUCGCAGCAGAGGAUACGAUCUAUCUCGACAUGUUUAUUGCUCGAAACCUCCCAAAGUUCCCUCAGUACUUGCUUUUCCCAGGUUCAACUCUUACGAAGGUUCUAACCGGGUUGUGCAACUACCCGGGAGCAGACCUUGCCGAAGAUGCACAGCUCAGCGCCGAAUACCUCCUAUCGAUUUAUCAACCACCCGAUGCCAACACGCUCAUACCGAUGUUCGAGAAGGCAGGGUUCUACCGGAUUUUGAAGAGGCAAUACAGGGUUGAUAAACAGUAUGGCAAGCUUGUCCAGACUUAUUUCGAAGACCCCGCUGACCGGGACGCCGUCUUUGAAUGCAUCGGGGAUUGUCUCCGGCCACAGAGUGGUCUGAACCGCCGCCAGGUUCACGAAGUCCUCGACGCAAUCAAGAACAACGCCAGGGCGCUGAUCGAAACCAAUCCUGUUGAAGCAGCAAAAUCUCUCGCUGGACAGCCCGUAGACAUCCACCAGCAUGUUUUGGAUUCUGCCGAAUACUCUUCGGGGCUGCAAUUCUUUUACCUCAGAACGUUGCUCGAGCCAGAAAAGCGCGACGGAGAAUCUCCAUCGAACCCUGACCGAGCUCUAAUCGAACGAUAUGUACAACUCAUGUGCAGAUUUGACUCAGCUCAUGUGUCUGACUACAUUGGCUUGGUUCAGUCUGUUAACCUUAGACUCGAUGCCUUGCUCCCCACCAUGGAAGAGACAGGUGUCAUUGAUGCUGCCGUGGUUCUAAUGGCUCGAGAGGGCCAGAUAAAGGAUGCUAUGGACAGACUUGUCAAGCACCUUGGCACCCUUGAGUCGGCCCUGCAAGGUGUCUUGACAGGCGCUCAAAGCAAUAGCAAGGCUGAUGACUUACAGCCAGGGGCUGAAGACAUACUUUUGGCGCUACAAAAGUACGUGCACGUGGGCAUCUGGCUUUGUCAAGGUCAGACCAAGUCUUUGAGAAAAACGAAUGGAGUUCAGAAGAAGUCAAAGUCGUCAACUUCAGAGGCUAUGUCUCCAGAUGAAGAGCUUUGGCUCAGCCUCAUCGACGCAGCUGUGCAAACAACACGGCAGAUAGCGUCCGUCAUUGAAUCUACCGGUCACACUGGGAACGGCACUCUUUCUCAUGACGCUCAUGAUGGGCUUGGCGGUCUCGACAAAGAUAAGCUAUUGGCUCUGCUACGAUCCCUCGUACAACACACUUUUACGGCUCUCCUGACAACGACUUCUAGUCCUGCAGGAGGUCAAGGUGGAGGGCGACUUCUUACAAACGCUGGGAGUAACCUGUCUUUCCUGCGCAUCUUACGAGCUUUCCUCACAAGAGCUGCGGCCUCGUCACCAAAUCUUGCAGACUUGCGCUCCGUUCUGGCGUCGAUCUUCUCAGCCUAUGCCUACGAAGAGUCCAUACUUCGACUUUCUAACCGACUCCUCGAGCGAAGCUUGUUUGUGAAUGUCAAGCAAGCUGUAGACCUUCGUCAACGCGGCUGGCGACCCAGGGGCUCGACUUGCGAAGCUUGCGGUCGCCGGAUCUGGGGCCCGGGUGUUUCGGGGAACGUCUUCGAGGCUUGGGAGGAGAAGCAAGCGCGGGAAGAAGAAUGGAAGGUCGAAAAGAAGGCCUUGGUAAUCGCUGAAGACAAAGGCAAGGUCGGAAGCGGCAGCGACGUAUCCCAGACCGCAGCAGACUCGAAAGGAAAGGGUAAGGCCGCGCCUGUGGCAUCAGAGUCUCAUACCGAGGUGGACGAGGCAGCGCCGGAGGAGGGCGCGGAGGGGCAGAGCGAAGCUGUGGCGAAACCAAAAGAGCAGCUGGGACCGUUGGUCGUGCUGGCUUGCCGCCACAUAUAUCACCAAAGCUGCCUGGACGCUUACCAGUCCCGGCCAGAGGUUGAGGGGAAAACCCGGGCGGAGACCCACGCGAGGGAGUACAGGUGUCCAAUUGAUGGAUAG
This is a messenger RNA of Colletotrichum orchidophilum, 4842 nucleotides long. RefSeq names its product vacuolar assembly/sorting protein VPS8. Gene Ontology annotation, cellular component: late endosome; HOPS complex. Bases 1 to 4842 code for a protein of 1613 amino acids. NCBI's taxonomy places the organism in Eukaryota, Fungi, Ascomycota, Sordariomycetes, Glomerellales, Glomerellaceae. The record is from RefSeq and is a predicted model, not a curated record. Gene Ontology annotation, biological process: protein targeting to vacuole; endosomal vesicle fusion. Gene Ontology annotation, molecular function: protein binding. The transcript is spliced from 2 exons.